Trachymyrmex septentrionalis is the source of this 900-nucleotide messenger RNA. Its product is annotated as phospholipid phosphatase 6-like. NCBI's taxonomy places the organism in Eukaryota, Metazoa, Arthropoda, Insecta, Hymenoptera, Formicidae. Gene Ontology annotation, molecular function: sphingosine-1-phosphate phosphatase activity. Bases 1 to 843 code for a protein of 280 amino acids. The record is from RefSeq and is a predicted model, not a curated record. The transcript has 5 exons.
AUGAAUGUAUGUAAGUGCAAAGAAGAUAUCGCUGAUAAACGUAUCGCGACGAUUGCGGUUAAUUCGCCUGAACAACACAGUUUGAGUGGCGAUGAGAAUGUACCAGUGAUACCAGAAUCUAGCGAAAUACCAAGUACUACGACACAAAGUUCUUCGAUUGUGGAAUACAGGCCCAGACAAAGCACUUCCAGUGACGGUGGGAGUGUACCAAUGUCCAGUGGAGUGCAAAGUAUUACGACGCAGAGUUCUCCGACUUGGGAAUCAUCAUCGAAACAACGGAGAUUAGAUUCUGGUAAUUAUUCGCUUUGUUUAUAUCAUAUUUUAAGACAAUUAAAAGUGCAUAACAAAUUAUUGGAGAUAUCAUGUCACGGUAUACCUUGGCUUGCAGUAUCUCUUAUUUCAAUUUGGGUUUUUAAUGCCAAAUCCUUGUAUCAAAUGCAAAUGAAUCUUCUAAUAGGAUUAUUGCUCGAUAUCAUUGUGAUUGCUGUGCUCAAAGCAGUUACGAGAAGAAGACGACCAACCACUAAUGACGAUCCAUUUUCUUUGGGUCCUGAUAAAUAUUCCUUUCCAUCAGGACAUUCAUCUCGUUCUGCAUUUGUUGUAUAUUUCUUCUUCAAUCUGUGGCCUAUAUCGUUGAUAUAUUCACCACCUUUGUUAGCGUGGUCCUUUUCUGUAUGCAUGUCCAGACUACUGAUGAGAAGACACUACAUAUUAGAUGUGAUUGGUGGUAUACUUCUCGGUAUCUUUGAGGGCCUACUUAUAGGUUAUAUUUAUUUAGAACAAGAGACAUGUAUGUAUUUAAUUUCAUGGAUUGCGGAUGAUAAAAUACCUGGGUCUGAAUAGUAUUCAGAUUAUCAUGAUAAAAAGAAUAUAUUAGAUUGUUUACACAUGUAAUUUUUA